Molecule: messenger RNA, 5279 nt
Organism: Brienomyrus brachyistius
Lineage: Eukaryota; Metazoa; Chordata; Actinopteri; Osteoglossiformes; Mormyridae
Product: microtubule-associated serine/threonine-protein kinase 3-like
Exons: 26
Coding region: 395-4672 (1425 amino acids)
Biological process (GO): intracellular signal transduction; peptidyl-serine phosphorylation
Molecular function (GO): protein serine/threonine kinase activity; protein binding; magnesium ion binding
Source: RefSeq, a predicted model, not a curated record
GCAUCUCGGUGAGCGGCUUGGGCUGAACGCGAGCGCCCCGCUGUGACGCCCAGCCAGAGCGCACGGAGGGGCUUCAUUCAGGCUGCCAGUAUGGGCUGCAAUGUUUCCCGUAUCUCUGCUUUUCCUACUUCUAGGGGACGCUGGUUGCCGGGGGAAAUUUCCGAGAGAUGAUGCCAGAAGUUUUCCACUCGACGUGAACUUCUGCCAAGGGGAAUGACGUUUGAUCGCUCGUACGCUGGUUUUUAACUCGACAGUAAACACAAAGAGGCUCUGCCAUGGCGUUGGGACGUUCUGCCCGGAGUUCAUACAGUCUCCACCCGCUUCUUUUGUCAAACAAUUUGAGAAUCUCUUGUUAGGAAACUUAGCCGUUAUCCGGCGCUUUAAGUCACCAACCAUGUCCGACCCAAGUUACUGGACCGCGUUACCAAGCUACAAAUCUCAUUUUGUAACGGGGGCGAUGCUUAAGCGAUCAAAAAGUUGCCGUAGCAGCAACAGGAAGAGUCUCGGUGUUGGGACCCCGUCGCCCACACUUUCACGUCCUCUCUCACCUCUCUUGGUCGCAACAGCUGGCAGCAGUCCCUUAGACAGCCCCAGGAAUGUGUCCGCCAGUGCCGCUCUCAACUUCCCCUUUGCUCGCAGAGCGGAAGGAAGAAGAUGGUCGCUGGCAUCCCUCCCCUCAUCUGGCUAUGGCACCAACCCCCCCAGCUCCACGGUCUCAUCUUCCUCCUCUUCUCAGGAGCGCUUGCACCAGUUGCCCUACCAGCCCACUCAGGAUGAGCUGCACUUCCUGUUUAAACACUUUCGGAGCUCUGAGAGUGUGGCUGAUGAGGACGGGCGGCCGGGACCCAGCAUCCGCCCCCGAUCCCGCAGCCUCAGCCCUGGGCGGACAAGUGGGUUGUUCGAUAACGAGAUCGUCAUGAUGAACCACGUGUACAAGGAGCGCUUCCCCAAGGCCACGGCGCAGAUGGAGGAGCGUCUUCUGGACAUCAUUACCCAGUUCUCCCCGGACAGCACCCUCCCACUGGCUGACGGUGUCCUGGGCUUCAUCCAGCACCAGCUGGUAGAGCUGGUCCGCGACUGCCUGGAUAAGUCCAGGAAGGGCCUGGUGACGUCGCGCUACUUCUUAGAGCUGCAGGCUAAGGUGGAGAAGCUGCUGCGCGAGGCAUACGAACGGUCUGAGAGUACAGAAGUUACCGUCAUAACACAGCUGGUGAAGAAGAUCCUGAUUGUCAUCUCCCGGCCUGCAAGGCUGUUGGAGUGCCUGGAAUUUGACCCCGAAGAGUUUUAUCACCUGCUGGAGGCGGCAGAGGGUCACGCAAAAGUAGGACAGGGCAUCAAGACGGACAUCCCGCGCUACAUUAUCAGACAGCUGGGUCUGACACGGGACCCCCUGCAAGAAAUGGUGCAGCUUGAGCAGUACGACUCCAUGCCUCCAGCUGCUGUGGAGUCCGAUCCUGGGGAGCAGAGCAGAUUGAUGCUGACGCCCCCCCGCAGGAAGCCCCUCGAGAGUGACUUUGAGACCAUCAAGCUGAUCAGCAACGGCGCCUAUGGCGCUGUGUACCUUGUGAGACACCGGGAGACCCGACAGCGCUUCGCCAUGAAGAAGAUCAACCGGCAGAACCUGAUCCUCCGCAACCAGAUCCAACAGGUGUUCGUGGAACGGGACAUCCUGACGUUUGCCGAGAACCCCUUCGUGGUCAGCAUGUUCUGCUCGUUUGAGACUCGCCGGCACCUCUGCAUGGUCAUGGAGUACGUGGAAGGGGGAGACUGUGCCAACCUUCUGAAGAACAUGGGGCCGCUUCCUGUAGAUAUGGCCAGGAUGUACUUUGCAGAGACGGUCCUGGCUUUGGAGUAUCUGCACAACUACGGCAUCGUGCACAGGGACCUCAAACCUGACAACCUGUUAAUUACAUCCAUGGGACAUAUCAAACUGACGGACUUUGGCCUGUCCAAGAUCGGCUUGAUGAACAUGACCACCAACCUUUACGAGGGCCAUAUUGAGAAGGACACCCGGGAGUUCAUCGACAAACAGGUAUGCGGCACUCCGGAGUACAUCGCCCCGGAAGUGAUCCUGAGGCAGGGUUACGGCAAGCCUGUCGACUGGUGGGCCAUGGGUGUGAUCCUGUAUGAGUUCUUGGUGGGCUGCGUGCCCUUCUUUGGGGACACCCCAGAGGAGCUCUUCAGCCAGGUGGUCAGCGAUGAGAUCAUCUGGCCGGAAGGUGACGACGCGCUGCCCAGUGACGCCCAGGACCUCAUCACCCGCUUGCUGAGCCAGACUCCCAUGGAGCGCCUUGGGACAGGCGGUGCUGGGGAGGUGAAGCAGCACCCGUUUUUCCUGGGCCUGGACUGGAACGGACUCCUGCGGCAGAAAGCUGAGUUUAUCCCCCAGCUUGAGGCGGAGGACGACACCAGCUACUUUGACACUCGAUCUGAGCGCUACCAGCACCUAGGCACUGAUGACGAGGAUGACGAGACUAACGAUGAUGAGUCUUCUCUGGAGAUCCGGCAGUUCUCGUCUUGGUCCCAUCGUUUCAGCAAGGUGUACAGCAGCUCGGAGCAUCUAGCCACAACCUCCAACCUGAGCUUCUCGUCGUCGGACCGGAGCCAUAGUGAGGAGAAGGAGGAGCACUGGGAGGGCCGGCCGGGGCUGUCGCCGGAGGAGGGGCGUCGGCAGCCUGGGGGAAGAGGAAGCCUGCGGCCGCGAGCCUCCUCCAGCUCCUCACAGUCGGAGCGCAGCGCCAGCCCGCUGGUGAUGAGCAGCACCCACAGCCUGGAGACCAUGCCCCGCUUCGCCUUCUCCACUGAUGACGAGGAGGUGGUCGUGUCAAACCUGCACCGCAUCCGACUGCGGAGCAACAGCAUGGGCACCAAACACUCAUCCCCGAAGGAUCUCGGCACGCCUCGCCGCUUCGGCCACCAGCUGGAGACGCCAGACCGGCCCCGCUUCCCGUCGGGGGGCAGGGUGCCCAAGUCGGCCUCUGUCUCAGCACUGUCACUCAUUAUCACACCAGACGAUGCCGGAGGCGGCCUGCAGACCAGCCCCAUCUCGCCGCACUCACUCUCUUCAAACCCAUCGUCCCGUGACUCCUCCCCUAGCCGGGACCUGUCCUUGGGCAUCCGAAGCCUGCGUCCCCCCGUGAUCAUCCACAGCUCUGGAAAGAAGUACGGCUUCACACUGCGCGCUAUCCGUGUCUACAUGGGCGACAGUGAUGUCUACACUGUGCACCAUGUGGUUUGGAGUGUUGAAGAGGGCAGCCCUGCCCACGACGCUGGCCUGCGGGCUGGUGACCUCAUCACGCAUGUCAACGGCGAGUCCGUCCAAGGGCUGGUGCACACGGAGGUCGUGGGGCUGCUGCUGAAGAGCGGGAAUAAAGUGGCACUGCAGACGACCCCGCUGGAGAACACGUCCAUCAAAGUGGGCCCAGCACGCAAGACCAGCUACAGGGGCAAGAUGGCCCGACGCAGCAAGAAGAGCAGGAAGAGGGACGGCCAGGACAGGCGGCGAGGCGUACUGAAGAAGCUGUCCAAGCAGACCAGCGUCAUCCACGGCAGCCGUAGCUUCUCGUCCGGCCUGCACCACUCAGUCUCAUCCAGCGAGAGCCUGCCUGGUUCCCCCACACACAGCCUGUCCCCAGGGCCGUGCACCCCCUGCCGUAGCCCUGCCCCAGAGCACGCUGUCGAUGCUGGCUCCCCCCAGAGCACCUCCCCCAGCUCCAGCUCACCCAGCUCCCCAGCCGCACACAUCCGGCCCAGUUCUCUGCACGGCCUGGGCUCCAAGCUGACCCCUCAGCGCUAUGUAAAGGCAGCCCGCCGCAAGUCCACCAGCAGCAUCCCGCCGUCACCGCUGGCCUGCAACCCAUCCCCCCAGCCUGUCUCCCCCCAGCGCUCACCAUCUCCCCUGCCCAGCUUCACCAAGAUGCUGCACCCCGUGCAUGGGAAGGCGCUCUCACCCCCUACCAUCGUCAGGCACGUGGUGCGGCCCCGCAGCGCCGAGCCCCCUCGCUCCCCACUGCUGAAGCGGGUGCAGUCCGCCGAUAGGCUGUCGGGUGCCUUCCACGGAGAGAGGAAGACAGGCGUACCCCGCAGGCACACGCUGGAGGUACCCCGGUCAGAGGCAGAGCUCCUUGGCGAGGCUGAGGGUACCUGUGACAUAGGCAGGCCGGGGGGGCGCCUGGGGGGCCAGAAGCUGAGGGAGCGCGGGCCCGACAGGAGUGAGGAGGUAGUGGUGAUGCGUAAGCUGAACCUCUCCGAGCGACGCGAUUCCUUUAAGAAGCAGGAGGCCGUGCAGGAGGUGAGCUUCGACGAGCCCGAGGAGAAGGGCAGCCCCAGCUCGCCGUUUAGGGCGGCCUGGCUGCUGGGCGGUGCUGAGGAGAAGGCGACGCCGGGCUCACCUUUCAGGGCCGCGUGGGUCCUGGGCGGUACCGAGGACAGCGAGCUAUCUCGGAGGCCAACUACUGUGCCGCAGAUUGCAGUGCAGGGCUCUGAGGGCGACGACAAAGACAUCAAGGAUGACUGGGGGGGGCGAGCCUCCUGGGGGGCAGAGCAGCCCUCUGAAGAGAGGCCCAGCGGCACCUCGGAUGGCUCACCCACACCACCAUGCAGGGGCGUGGCUUCCUGGGCCGCCCCGGACCAGCAUGCGCCGACAGGUGGCGCGGGGAAAGGCGAGGAGUGACAGGAAUGGAGGCUCGACAGAAAGGAGAAAAAAUCCCCAUAUGUGGUCCCGCAUUUAAUCACUGUCCAUUUGGGAUUGGUGUGCAGCCUGAACAUGUUUGUAAAUAUUUGGUGGGUGAAGGAUGUGGAGAUGGAUAAAGCUGGGCUUUUCUCCAGGACUAACUUAACAGUUUUAUUAGCAAGCAGGAUCUGUUAUUGGGCCAAAAGAUGACCAGGCUAACGCUACUCAUGGUUUUAAUGAAGUUUUAUAUCCCCUGAAGGAAAUGUAACAUUCCCCUUCCUUUUUUUAAAAAAGAGAAAAAAUAUAUAUUUUCUAAAUGUUCUGACUGGUUUAGGACUUGGUGCAUAUCUCACUGGUGGCUGGAAGUUUAUGAUGGAUCUCGUGACUUGGUGGUUAAAUGUUCAUACUAUUGUGAAGGUGGGCAGUUAGACUGAGAGUUCUGGGUCUUUGACUUGCACGCAGGGUGAGGGUUUUCUUAAGCGUCUGUUCCCGCUACAAACCGCACACACACACAUUGUCCGCAGUAAGGCUGACGUUCCCUUUCUUCUUAUGCAUAUGUAUAUAGGGUCUUGCAACAGUCAAGCUAGUUACCUUGUUGUGCUUUUUU